CUAAUACAACCGAUUCACUCACGAGAAGCAAACAUACCGUGACGUCAAAUCAGCUGAAAAUAGUUUUGGUAGGACAAGGAGGUGUUGGUAAAUCUAGUAUCACAUUACAAUAUGUAAAAGGACAAUACAAUGAAUACAUUGAUAUGACCAUUGGAGCGGCCUAUUUCUACAAAACAUUAUCGGUUAACGGUAAGGAUAUCAAGCUAGACAUAUGGGAUACAGCAGGCCAGGACAGAUUCCGGUGUGUAGCAGCAAUGUUCUACCGAGGCGCAGCAGGAGCAAUAGUAGUGUAUGACAUCACAGAUAAGGAAUCUUUCCUUGGGGCCCAAAGUUGGAUAAAACAACUUUUACAGAAUUCCAACAAUCCAGUUCAUAUUUGCCUCGUUGGUAAUAAGUUAGAUCUUGCAGACUCAAGAAGAUCAGUUUCUAAAGAGGAGGGUAAGUCCUUUGCUGAGAAGAAUGGAUACUUGUUUGUUGAGACGUCAGCAAAAACUGCAGAAAACAUUGAUGGCUUAUUCAACCAAUUAGUGAGAAAGAUAGUUAAUGCAGAUGGAGAAGUGCCAGCUUCGUAUGACAACGACAACAAUAUCAAUUUAACAUAAUUUUAUGUCUCUACGUGGAUGAUGUCAUAAACAAAAGAAAUAUGAAAAAAGGGAGACUACUUCUCGAAAACAAACUUGUAACGGCCAUGAUGUUCGAUAUUGUUACAAUUUGUUUUGGAAACAACUGGAAAUGGAG
Molecule: messenger RNA, 738 nt
Organism: Mytilus trossulus (common blue mussel)
Lineage: Eukaryota; Metazoa; Mollusca; Bivalvia; Mytilida; Mytilidae
Exons: 5
Coding region: 144-602 (152 amino acids)
Biological process (GO): vesicle-mediated transport
Molecular function (GO): GTPase activity; GTP binding
Source: RefSeq, a predicted model, not a curated record